Messenger RNA from Populus euphratica (Euphrates poplar), 2131 nucleotides. RefSeq names its product phosphoenolpyruvate carboxylase, housekeeping isozyme-like. Gene Ontology annotation, biological process: tricarboxylic acid cycle; leaf development; carbon fixation. The record is from RefSeq and is a predicted model, not a curated record. Gene Ontology annotation, cellular component: apoplast; chloroplast; cytosol. The transcript is spliced from 4 exons. Lineage: Eukaryota; Viridiplantae; Streptophyta; Magnoliopsida; Malpighiales; Salicaceae. The annotation marks the transcript as partial. Gene Ontology annotation, molecular function: phosphoenolpyruvate carboxylase activity.
CUAUAUUAUUGAUUCCAUAAUCAUUCACAUCAUUCUUGCUGCAGAGUUUUGGAAACAGAUUCCUCCAAAUGAACCCUAUCGUGUGAUUCUUGGCGAACUGAGGGAUAGGCUGUAUCAGACACGUGAACGCUCUCGUCAAUUGCUAUCUCAUGGGAUCUCUGAAAUUCCAGAGGAAGCAACUUUCACAAAUGUUGAGCAGUUCUUGGAACCUUUGGAGCUCUGUUAUAGAUCACUGUGCUCUUGUGGUGACCGACCAAUUGCUGAUGGAAGCCUCCUUGAUUUCUUGAGGCAAGUCUCCACCUUUGGACUUUCAUUGGUGAGACUUGAUAUUAGACAAGAGUCAGAUCGUCACACGGAUGUCAUAGAUGCCAUUACCAAGCACUUGGAAAUUGGUUCCUACCGAGAGUGGUCAGAAGAACAAAGGCAGCAAUGGCUUUUAUCCGAACUUAGUGGCAAGCGCCCAUUGUUUGGUCCUGAUCUUCCCAAAACUGAAGAAAUUGCUGAUGUUUUGGACACUUUUCAUGUCAUAGCUGAACUGCCAGCUGAUGGUUUUGGAGCAUAUAUCAUCUCAAUGGCAACUGCAGCAUCAGAUGUGCUUGCUGUUGAGCUCCUGCAACGAGAAUGCCAUGUAAAACAACCAUUAAGAGUUGUUCCGCUGUUUGAGAAGCUUGCAGAUCUAGAAGCCGCCCCUGCUGCUUUGUCUCGGCUUUUCUCAAUAGAGUGGUACAGAGAUCAUAUCAAUGGAAAACAAGAGGUCAUGAUUGGAUAUUCUGAUUCUGGUAAAGAUGCAGGAAGAUUCUCUGCAGCCUGGCAAUUGUACAAGGCUCAAGAGGAACUUAUAAAGGUAGCUAAGCAAUAUGGUGUGAAGCUAACAAUGUUCCAUGGCCGAGGUGGGACUGUUGGAAGAGGAGGUGGUCCUACUCAUCUUGCUAUAUUAUCUCAGCCACCGGACACCAUUCACGGUUCACUUCGUGUCACUGUUCAAGGUGAAGUUAUUGAGCAAUCUUUUGGAGAGGAGCACUUGUGCUUUAGAACGCUUCAGCGUUUUGCAGCUGCCACUCUUGAGCAUGGUAUGCACCCCCCAGUCUCACCAAAACCAGAAUGGCGAGCCCUGAUGGAUGAAAUGGCAGUUGUUGCUACAGAGGAGUAUCGUUCUAUAGUUUUCAAAGAACCAAGAUUUGUCGAGUAUUUCCGUCUUGCCACACCAGAGUUGGAGUAUGGGAGGAUGAACAUUGGAAGUCGUCCGUCUAAGCGAAAACCUAGUGGGGGCAUUGAAUCUCUACGUGCAAUACCAUGGAUCUUUGCCUGGACACAAACAAGAUUCCACCUUCCAGUAUGGCUAGGAUUUGGAGCAGCAUUUAAACAUGUCAUUCAGAAGGACAUUAGAAAUCUCCACAUGCUGCAAGAGAUGUACAAUGAAUGGCCUUUCUUCAGGGUCACCAUUGAUUUGGUUGAAAUGGUGUUCGCCAAGGGAGACCCUGGAAUAGCUGCCUUGAAUGACAAACUCCUUGUUUCCAAGGAGCUAUGGCCAUUUGGUGAGAAGUUGAGGGCCAACUAUAAGGAAACCAAGAGCCUCCUUCUUCAGAUUGCUGGACACAAGGAUCUUCUUGAAGGAGACCCAUACUUGAAACAAAGACUGCGGCUGCGUGAUUCAUACAUCACAACCCUCAAUGUUUGCCAGGCUUACACCCUGAAACGGAUCCGUGAUCCAAACUACAACGUUACACCACGACCACACCUAUCAAAGGAAAUAAUGGAGUCAAGCAAACCAGCUGAUGAAUUGGUGAAACUGAACCCUACUAGUGACUAUGCACCUGGUUUGGAGGACACUCUCAUCUUGACCAUGAAGGGUAUUGCUGCCGGCAUGCAGAACACUGGUUAGAAAACGCAGUAGGUUGUUCCGGGCUGUUUUCUUUUCGUUUCCUUCCUUCUACAGAUGGAUUUUGCCCAAUAUAUAUAUUACUUAAUGCCAGCGGGCAAUGUUGCCCAUCGUAUGAUCAUGUAUUAUAAUUUUGCAGCACUUGAAUAUCUUUUGAGGCCAGUGGUAUAUGUUCUGGCCACUCAAGGAGCUAUGGUUCAAUGCAAAAUACAAUAUAUAUAUGCUUUAAAUGCAAUAUGUUCUAUUCGGCUA